AUGCUUCCGAAGGAUGACGAUGACUCUACGAACGAGGAUGCUAUCAGCCAUAUGUACUACUUUAUCCGUAUGAUUCGUUUCUGUAAUAUAGCAUCUCGUGUCACCAGCUUCGAGCUGCCCCGAAGCAAAGCGUCCAUGGAACAAAUGUUGAUCGUCCUUGAGUCUCUGGAGCACGACUUGAUGGAGUGGGAACACGACAUACCAUGGAAUUUCUGCAUGCGCGGCCGAUUCGGACCCCCAGCGACGGAACAGUCCUUGAUGACCGUUCGACAGCGCAAGAUGCUCGGCCUCAGCCGUUUUCACCUCAGUUCAUUGAUGUACAGGCCCUUCGUUGGCUCAGAAUUGACGUCCGUGCGCGAACGGGAAUUCUGUUUUCGCAUGUCUGAGAUGCACGCUCAGGGCAUGGUGGCUCUAUUCAAAGAGCCUCAUCGCAGCGGGCGUCAUAUUUUGGAUGAGUUUCCCUGGUGGCAGAUGACGCCGUAUUUGAUCCACGCCAGCUCUUUAUUCUUUGUCUCGGAGAUAUACCCCCGGUACAUUGGUGUCACCUUUGUUCAGGGGAACAGACCACGACCAGAGGAGGCGCGAGCAAGUGCCGAAGAGUGCUUGAAGCCUGUGGGCGGCCUGCAGGUGGGGCAGGUGGGCUCUGCUGAGGUAAAAUGA
Aspergillus aculeatinus CBS 121060 is the source of this 660-nucleotide messenger RNA. RefSeq names its product fungal specific transcription factor domain-containing protein. The record is from RefSeq and is a predicted model, not a curated record. NCBI's taxonomy places the organism in Eukaryota, Fungi, Ascomycota, Eurotiomycetes, Eurotiales, Aspergillaceae. The transcript is spliced from 2 exons. The coding region runs from base 1 to 660 and encodes 219 amino acids.